UCCCUAACGUGUAUAGCAAUAUACUUUUCAGCAGUAGCUGCGUCAGAGCAUGAUACUUCCUCACACUCACAUCGAGAUCGAAGUCGUAGCCGUUCGCGCGAUAGAAAAGAGCGUCGCGAACGUCGUCGGCGAUCACGUUCAGGCGAUCGAGAUCGGCAUAAAAGGAGAAGAAGUCGCUCACGAAGACGUAGCAGGUCGCGUGAUCGUGAUCGAAGGCGGUCUCGCAGCAGGAGCAGGUGGGGCUAUUCAUUUUCCUCAAGAAACUUGAAUAUAUGUUUCCCUCGCUUGACCUUCAAAUUCAUGAUUUAUAUAUGGCUGUGUUUAGCUGCAUCUGGCACUGAUGCUAUAGCGGGCCACGAUUCGGCAUUGGUAGAGUCGGGACGGAAACGUGAACGUAAAUCACGUUGGUCUGUAACAAAAAGCUUCGUGCCGGGCAUGCCCACUAUCUUGCCAUCUAACCUAUCAGAUGAUCAACGCACUGCUUAUCUUCUGCAACUGGAGAUUGAAGACGCCACACGCAAGCUGAGACUGGGCGAUUUUCUUGGCUCGACAGAUCCAGCGGAAAGAAGUCCUUCCCCAGAGCCGAUUUACGAUAGUAAUGGCAAGCGCUUGAAUACACGAGAAGUCCGAAAGCGUCAAGAAUUAGAGCAGCUACGUCAUGAGAAAAUUCAAGCGUUGUUGAAGAUUAAUCCCAACUUCAAACCACCAGCUGAUUAUCGUGCUCCGAACAUACGUCUUCACGAUAAGGUAUGGAUACCUCAAGAAAGCCAUCCUGAGUUGAAUUUCGUUGGCUUGUUGAUCGGGCCACGCGGUAACACGUUGAAGAGCUUGGAGGCGGAAACAGGGGCUAAAAUUAUCAUCAGAGGAAAGGGUUCCGUGAAAGAAGGAAAGUUGGGAAGUAGAAUGGGCCCCAUGCCGGGAGAGAAUGAGCCGCUCCAUGCAUAUGUUACUGGAACGGAUCAGGCUACAAUAAAGAAAGCUUGCGAUAAGAUUCGCUCUAUAAUAGCGGAAGCUACAGCAAUUCCUGACGGUCAAAAUGAAUUACGUAAGCUACAGCUUCGUGAAUUGGCUCUGCUUAAUGGAACACUCAGACCAGAGGAUCUGGUUAGUGGAGCUCGCUGUUCAAACUGCGGUUCUGACGAACAUAAGACAUGGGAAUGUCCGGAUGCACCCAAUAUUACCGCCAAAGUGGUUUGUAUGGCAUGCGGAUGUGCCGGUCACAUUGCUAAAGAUUGUAAAAAUCCGCGGCCUGGAGCUGGCACUGCAGAUGGAGGUAUGGAUGACGAAUAUUCAGCUCUUAUGGAAGAACUUGGUGAACGUCCAGCUCGACAAGCUGAUGGGUCAAUGCGAGGACGAGGCACAACCACUGUCCGUGGUCAAGUUGGUAAAGCCACCCUACGGAAUGGCACCACCACCGGACCCAUAUCAGCCACACGGAUUUUUCUCCAGUCCUGGAGCUCGAGGGCGUGGAAGUUUCAGAGGGUUCGUUUCUUCUUUGAUGGCUUGUUUGGAAAUCGGUUUUCUCGAUAUCAAUGCACCAUCUUUAGUAUUAUCCUUUAUUUAUGUAUUUACGUAUUUAUUAAUGUCCUUGGUAAUAGUCUGUUAAACUUUAGAGAUUACUCCGGUGGAUGGUAUGGAGGAGCGUCAACAAUGCCGUUACCUGUGCCGCCACCGCCGCCUCCACCAAUGGGAGGCUUCCCACCACCACCUCCACCACCUCCUCCUCCAGCACCACAGAACGACUUGUCCCGUAUACUUUCUGCGCCAGCUCCGCCUCCGCCACCUCCUCCUCCAUCACAAUGA
This is a messenger RNA of Haemonchus placei, 1803 nucleotides long. Lineage: Eukaryota; Metazoa; Nematoda; Chromadorea; Rhabditida; Trichostrongylidae. The record is from the annotation of a GenBank genome assembly.